AUGGCCACCUCCAUCACCUCCACUCCACGCACCCGACCUCAAUACCUUCCCCACCACAUCCCUGACCCGUCCUACGUCCGCAUCCUGGACACCACUCUCCGCGACGGAGAACAGUCCCCGGGCGCCACCAUGACCUCUCAGGAGAAGCUCUACAUCGCGCGCCAAUUGGCAAAGCUGGGGGUCGACGUCAUUCAGCCGGGGUUCCCCUCCGCCUCCGACGAUGACUUCAUGGCCGUCAAAAUGAUCGCGCAGGAGGUUGGGAACAGCGCCGGUGCCGACGGGCACGUGCCAGUCAUUGCCGGCUUCUGCAGGUGCGUUCGGAAGGACAUUGCCCUUGCAUGGGAGGCUGUGAAGCACGCGAAGAGGCCUCGUCUUUGUACUUCCAUUGCAACCAGCGCCAUUCACAUGGAGCACAAGUUGAGGAAGAGUAAGGAUGAGGUUCUUCAAAUCGCCAGGGAUAUGGUCGCAUUCGCUAAGAGUUUGGGUUGCAAUGAUAUUCAGUUCGGUGCUGAAGAUGCUACCAGAUCGGAGAGAGAGUUUCUGUAUGAAAUUCUUGGAGUAGUUAUUGAGGCAGGAGCAACAACUGUGAACAUUGCUGACACUGUAGGCAUACUAAUGCCAUUCGAGUUAGGGAAAUUGAUUGCUGAUGUAAAAGCCAACACCCCAGGAAUUGCAAAUGUUAUUAUUUCCACCCACUGUCAUAAUGAUCUAGGGCUUGCUACUGCUAACACCAUCGAGAGUGAAAGCUACUUUCAGGGUGCUCGUGCAGGUGCAAGGCAACUAGAAGUAACAAUUAAUGGGAUUGGGGAAAGGGCUGGCAAUGCUUCAUUGGAAGAGGUUGAAGAAUACUCGGGUAUGCAUUUACAACCUCACAAGGCUCUUGUUGGAGUUAAUGCAUUUGUCCAUGCUAGUGGCAUUCAUCAGGAUGGAAUGCUAAAACAUAAAGGUACAUAUCAAAUAAUAUCUCCUGAGGAUAUUGGCCAUAAAAUAUCAACUGGAAUUGGUAUUGUGCUUGGAAAGCUUAGUGGACGCCAAGCUUUGAGAAAGCGACUAGAAGAGCUCGGUUAUGAACUUAAGGAGGAAGAAGUUGAUAAAUUGUUUUGGCACUUCAAAGCAAUGGCUGAGAAGAAAAAGGUUAUAACUGAUAUGGACCUCAAAUCAUUGGUAUCACAUAAAGCUUUCCAUGCAGAACCGAUAUGGAAGCUCAGUGAUUUACAAGUGACUUGUGGAACUUUGGGUCUUUCAACUGCAACUGUAAAACUUGUUAGCAUUGAUGGCACAACACAUGUGGCUUGCUCAAUUGGUACAGGAGCUGUGGAUUCAGCUUACAAGGCCAUCAACAUCAUUGUCAAGGAACAUGUAAAAGUUCUGGAAUACUCAUUGAGUUCAGUCACAAAAGGCAUUGGUAUGAGUGCCACUGCAAGUGUUGUAAUUUGUUGGGAGAACAGUAAUCCAUGUACAUAUGCUUCCGCUAGAGAUUCUAUUUAUCCAACGUUUAGUGGGACUGGAGCAGAAAUGGACGUGGUUGUUUCAAGUGUCGAGGCUUAUCUAGUGGCAGUCAACAAGCUGUUACGAUGCAAAGAAUCAUUACACUCAGAAUGA
Molecule: messenger RNA, 1602 nt
Organism: Sphenostylis stenocarpa
Lineage: Eukaryota; Viridiplantae; Streptophyta; Magnoliopsida; Fabales; Fabaceae
Source: the annotation of a GenBank genome assembly